UUGUUUCGAUCACGUGAUACGAGCUUACGAAGAUGGUGGAAGUUUCUUCUUCCUUGAAGUGAAACCCCCAACAGAAACCCAAACAUCCUGGUGAGCGAAGGCUGGGUGGACACUUUAGAUACAGCGCGUUAGUUUUACAGCUCCUCGCUCGGACUCCGGCCUUUAUACCAGCCCUAUGUCAUGGCCAGUGGAGCCACCAAGUCGGGCACUUCCAAUGGAUACCCUAUUAGGGCACAGCUACAAAUCGUUGUGCUAUCAGCAAAACUGAAAGAAAACAAGAAAAACUGGUUUGGUCCCAGUCCCUAUGUGGAAGUGACAGUCGACGGCCAGUCCAAGAAAACAGAGAAAUGUACCAACACUCACAGCCCCAAAUGGAAGCAGCCGCUCACUGUGAUCGUAACUCCAUUCAGCAAACUAGUGUUUCGUGUGUGGAGCCAUCAGACCCUGAAGUCAGAUCUGUUGCUAGGGAUGGCCACGCUGGAUCUUAGUGAAACACUCAAAUCUAAUGACAUGAAAAUUUCUGAGGUGGUGCAGACCUUACAACUGUGUGCAGACAGGGACGAGUCAGACGUGGUGGGGGACCUGUCUGUCUGCCUUGACGGCAUGACUGUUGAUCCUGAUAUGUUCGCAAAAGCAGAAGCCGACCAUCACAGUACAUCAAAUGGGGAGUCGCAGCCAAAUGGUGAUCAUUCCAUAAGGCACAGUCGAGACAGCUCUCCAGCUGUGGACAGCAUAGAGCACAAGUCCUCUCCUAGUGGCCGUAGAUCAGUAAACAGCACAGGGUCUCCAUCGGUAUCUUCAACAGGGCUGAGGCCUGUUCGACCACCUAGGCCAUCUAGACCUCCGCCUCCAACCCCACGCAGACCCAACUCUUCACCAGCAUCUUCCAGCAAUGACUCUGCUGCAGCAGACUGCAGCGACGGCCAGUCAGGUUCUGAUACCCCAGUGCGAGUGCCGGCCUCGGGUCCCUCAUCAGCCCCAGACUCAAGUCCAUCAUGGGGCUCUGACAGGAACUCCACAGUGGCCUCCGGUUCUGGAGCUGCAGCAACCAGGCAGCCGACCAGCACCAUCACCCCUGCUGUCACUCCCAGAGUCCCCGCAGUCAGCACAGGACCCUUGCCUCCUGGAUGGGAGCAGAGAGUGGAUCAGAACGGCAGGCUUUAUUAUGUUGAUCACGUGGAGAAGAAAACAACGUGGGAACGGCCUGAACCACUGCCCCAUGGCUGGGAGCGUCGUGUUGACCAAAUGGGGCGGGUCUACUUUGUUGAUCACAUGACACGUACCACCACAUGGCAACGCCCCACUGUGGAGUCAGUGCGCAAUUAUGAACAAUGGCAGCACCAGCGAAGCCAGCUGCAGGGCGCCAUGCAGCAAUUCAACCAGAGAUUUAUAUUUGGGGCCCAAGACCAGGCCACAGCCACUCAAAAUAAGGAGUAUGAUCCUCUUGGGCCUCUACCACAGGGAUGGGAGAAGAGAACAGACUCCAAUGGCAGAGUUUAUUUUGUGCAUCACCCUACACGGUCAACACAGUGGGAGGAUCCAAGAACACAGGGUUUGCUGAAUGAGAAGCCCCUUCCUGAAGGCUGGGAGAUGCGCUUCACUGUAGACGGUAUUCCUUAUUUUGUCGACCACACCAGGAGAACCACCACCUACAUCGACCCCCGCACUGGAAAAUCCUCACUUGAAAAUGGACCCCAGAUCACCUAUGUUCGAGACUUCAAAGCCAAAGUACAGUACUUCAGAUUCUGGUGCCAGCAACUGGCGAUGCCUCAACACGUCAAGAUCAACGUAUCCAGAAAAACCCUGUUUGAGGACUCCUUCCAGCAGAUAAUGAGCUUAAAUGCUCAAGAUCUGCGAAGGAGGCUGUGGAUCAUCUUCCCUGGAGAAGAAGGGCUUGACUAUGGCGGUGUUUCCAGGGAGUGGUUCUUCCUGCUGUCCCAUGAGGUUUUGAACCCGAUGUAUUGCCUGUUUGAAUAUGCUGGUAAAGAUAACUACUGUCUUCAGAUCAACCCAGCCUCCUACAUCAACCCUGACCACCUCAAGUAUUUCAAGUUCAUAGGACGCUUUAUUGCCAUGGCUCUUUUCCAUGGCAAGUUCAUCGACACUGGUUUCUCACUGCCAUUUUACAAGCGCAUCCUCAACAAGCCGCUGACCCUCCACGACCUGGAGUCCAUUGAUCCGGAGUUCUACAACUCCCUCAUGUGGAUCAAGGAUAACAACAUUGAGGAGUGCGGGCUGGAGAUGUUCUUCUCUGUUGACAAGGAGAUCCUGGGGGAGAUCUCCACUCAUGAGCUGAAGCCAGGAGGAGGUGACAUCCAAGUCACAGAAGAGAACAAGGAGGAGUACAUCAGGCUGGUGGCAGAGUGGCGCCUGUCCAGAGGAGUAGAAGAGCAGACACAGGCUUUCUUUGAAGGCUUCAAUGAGGUCCUCCCUCAGCAGUACCUGCAGUACUUUGAUGCAAAAGAGUUGGAGGUCAUGCUGUGUGGUAUGCAGGAGAUUGACCUGGUAGAGUGGCAAAGAAACACCAUCUACAGACACUAUGCUCGCAGCAGUAAACAGAUCGUCUGGUUCUGGCAGCUGGUGAAGGAGAUGGACAAUGAGAAGAGGAUGAGACUGCUGCAGUUCGUCACUGGUACCUGUCGCCUGCCAGUCGGAGGCUUCAAUGACCUCAUGGGAAGCAACGGUGCUCAAAAGUUCUGCAUUGAGAAGGUGGGAAAAGAAAACUGGCUUCCCAGAAGUCACACAUGCUUCAACAGACUGGAUUUGCCACCCUACAAGAGCUACGAGCAGCUGAAAGAGAAGCUGAUGUUUGCCAUUGAGGAAACGGAAGGCUUUGGACAGGAGUAAAGAAAACCAGGAGGAGCUGGGUGCAGGAGUCUGGAGGAAUGAAAAAACCCCACCAGUGUUCAAAUCAGGGAGCCUCUUUAGAAUAGGCAGGAGUUUUUGGGAGUUUGUGCUCAUGCAUGCACUCACAUGUGUAGUACUUCUAUGGGAGCAUAUGCUAGACUGUUGUCUGCAUGUUGUUGGGUUUUGGGCACGGGCCCUGCACACUGCAGUCUCAGCAGGCCUCUGCACGCCCGACAGCUUGGAGAAAUUUUUGUAUCGUUUCAAACCAAAACAUGGACGCUGCUCCCGUCUCUCAGAAUGUGCACCGCUCUAUGCCCGGUGAACUCGUCCUCUGUGACAUCUGUUUAACAAGACUACAGGUUUUUUGUUUUGUGCUUUCGACUCAUAUGAUCAUGUCAGGUAAGAAGGAGGGGUUAAACUGAAAACAUCUUGACCUGACGGAGCACAAGAAGUUCCAGGAGUAAAACCUUUAAAGAGAUUGAGAGGGUCUGCUUUUUCUUCUAAAGAGUCACCAAAAAUCAUUUUUAAAUUCUGUUGUUUUAGAAUCGAACUCACACUUUGAUCUGCAUGUUAAUUAUAACAAGACCCUUUUUUUUUCUCAAAAGUAGUGCUUCAAACUUUUACUAACAGACAAUCCUGGUGCUUCAGAGAGAUUUGGCCACAUGCCUAUUUUGCGUUCCUGCUUCUUUAGUAUUUGAUCUGGGAAUCGAUUCGAUGAUUGUGAAAAGUGUUGUAACCUCCAUUGUCUUUAGUGGUGGGAAGAGUGGGAGAGAACUUAGAGGCCCUAGUUUUAUAGGGCCAGAGUUUGCACGCUGUGAUGUGUGAUGGGGGACAUUGUGGAUUAGAGUAUCCUGGGGGAGUCUUUUAAGUUAUUCAUCUUAGUAUCAGCUUUAAAAUGUUUUCCAGCUUUCUCCUUUUAUUUCACGGGAUAGUCUUGAUUAAAAAUUAAAUAAAUUAACAUCCUGAGGAAAUCCUUUUUAGUAAUUAAUGAAUCGAGAUUUGUUUUGAUGCUAUUUAAAGUUAAAAGUUUGAAAACAAGACACCAAAAUCAAGUCAAACCAAAUCAACUUUUAAAUGAUAAUGGAUAUUUUGAAUGCUCACUUAACAGCUUGAAAAUAAGCAGUUUGUAGCUUUUUGUACACGUGUAGCAUUUGAAUUGGAUCGAGCUCUUUGCCUUAGUUGAACUUUUACAAACCCUACAGCGAGAGACAAAAUGAAAGAGACAAAGCGUUUUGGAAUUGAAAAAGGUUGAAUUCUGUCUUCCCUUUUCCACUUAGAGGAACAUUUUACCUCUAAAUGCUUUUAGCAGAGAAAGCAGUUUGUAAUUCUAUAGUUUGUGGAUUUGGGUAAUUCUAAGAAAAACAGAAUUUUAAAGCUGUGCGAGGCAUUGUACUGCUUCAAGGAAAAAAAUUAAAGUCAUGAAUUCCUGGGAAGAAAAAGUCUGAGAUUAAAGUGGUAAAUUUAUAAGAGGGGGAGGGGUGAGCCCGGACUUCAAAUUCAGACCCGAGACGACACCACCUGCUGGUUCGUGCCUGCAGUGUAUCACAGCUGACAAUUAUGGUCACAAAAUGACCUUCUCAUUAUAAACAUCUGCACUUUGAAGAUACUCGCCCAUGAUUCAGGCCUGUUCAAAUGAAAGUAACAUACAGACCGAGAUGCUGUGAUAGUUGUUAUCACAGACCAGCACUCUGUAAUGUGACCACUUCUUACCAAAACUUUUUUUUUCUCCUAAAAUAACCACUUUAAUCUCAGACGGGAUCUUGAUUUUUAUUUUUUAUUUUUUUAAAUCCUGCAUUAUUUUUAAUGUCAUGAUUUUAAGCUUUUUGUUUUGUUUUUGUUUGUUUUUUCUUUGAAAAUGAUAAGUCUUCCAUAGCUUCAUAUUCUUAAAUUUUUUUACCUUACCUAGAAUGCAUUACGAAAGUGAAAAGGUGUGUUUUUGUGUGAGAGAGAUUCUUGCUUCACCUUCUAGGUUAUGUAUCAUGGAACAGCUGACUUGGGCAGAUUGUUGUAUUAAAAUGUGAAUGCACAAAGAAACCUCCUGAUGCUUUGCCAAGGUGGUAUCCAGAGGGGAGGGGUGUGUGUGUGUGUGUGUGUGUGUGUGUGUGUGUGUGUGCUGAGGUUGGUGUAGUUUGGCAUCAAUCAUAUGAAAUUUAGAGCAGCAGGUAGUGUGGGUUCUCAUUUUUAGAGCGCUCCUUUGAAUGAUUCAGGUUACACACUUGAAAGACUGUUGGGGUCACUGAUGGGGGCAUUGGAUUCAGGCGGUGUUAGUCUAAUAAAGCACGGCACUUUCUUUCCCAACACCCCCAGCGUGUGCGAGUUCCAUCCUGCUUUGUCUGUACCCCUGGACUCACCGUUUCCACGUGCAUGGUGAGAUCAUCUGUCAUUAGCCUUCAGGUAGCCUUAUUUCCACCCUCGGGCUUCAGGCAUGCUUUGUUAGCAGCUUGAAGCUGGCAGAGAUGAUCCACCGCAGGUUGCUUUAUGCUAAAGUGAAUACUCUGGACUGCACCAGAUUGAGCUUGGGGGGGGGGGUGUCACGUGGCCUGUUUUUAAAUAGUCAAGUGUGACCUCGGCUAGGACAACAACUACUGAGACAAUGCUAGCAUAAAAACUGAUGAAUGUAUCAAGAUGGAAAGUUGGUCUAGUUGCCUAUUUACAGCUUUGCCUCAGAUUGUUUUCCCUGAUGCAGGAUGAUGUUUUGAUCUUGUUCUGGGUCGAUCGCAUAUUAAAAUCUUGGGAACAUAGUUGAAUAGAUAUGUAAAUAUUAACUGCUUCUUUUUUUCUUUUUUGGGGUUUGUUGUUUAAAUUUUUUUUUGUCUAGAAGCCUCCAUAUCCAAAUAAACCACUGUCACUCCCCUGUACAUGAAGUUGUAAAUGGUGUCAAUAACAAAGUUUCUUUUUUAAAAGAGAGGUUUUAAAAAGAGGUUUAUGUUAACACUAUUUUCUUUUCCCUGUUUAAUUUCUGAUGUAUAUGAACGUUGUGUAAUAUAGAUAAUGCCACCUUAAUAAAUUAACUCAGAAAUGUG
Messenger RNA from Haplochromis burtoni (Burton's mouthbrooder), 5870 nucleotides. RefSeq names its product itchy E3 ubiquitin protein ligase b (gene itchb). NCBI's taxonomy places the organism in Eukaryota, Metazoa, Chordata, Actinopteri, Cichliformes, Cichlidae. Gene Ontology annotation, biological process: protein K29-linked ubiquitination; protein K48-linked ubiquitination; protein K63-linked ubiquitination. Gene Ontology annotation, molecular function: ubiquitin protein ligase activity; protein binding. The record is from RefSeq and is a predicted model, not a curated record. Bases 181 to 2847 code for a protein of 888 amino acids. The transcript has 24 exons.